Messenger RNA from Phascolarctos cinereus (koala), 3949 nucleotides. RefSeq names its product chromobox 8 (gene CBX8). Gene Ontology annotation, biological process: negative regulation of transcription by RNA polymerase II. Gene Ontology annotation, molecular function: chromatin binding. The record is from RefSeq and is a predicted model, not a curated record. Lineage: Eukaryota; Metazoa; Chordata; Mammalia; Diprotodontia; Phascolarctidae. Gene Ontology annotation, cellular component: PRC1 complex; chromatin.
AGGAGAAGGAGGGGGAGGGAGAACUGACGUAAGCGGGGGAGUAUUAUGGUCUGUCGUGCGCUGGCUGCUGCUUUUCUGCUGCUGGAAGCGGCCAAGGGGGUAAGCGACGAGUCAACAUGGAGCUUUCUGCGGUCGGGGAGCGGGUGUUUGCGGCCGAAGCCCUCUUGAAGCGACGCAUCAGAAAAGGACGAAUGGAAUACCUCGUGAAAUGGAAGGGCUGGUCUCAGAAGUAUAGCACCUGGGAACCCGAAGAAAACAUACUAGAUGCCCGACUUCUCGCAGCCUUUGAGGAAAGGGAACGAGAGAUGGAGCUGUAUGGCCCCAAAAAGAGAGGUCCCAAGCCCAAAACCUUCCUCCUCAAGGCACAGGCCAAGGCUAAAGCGAAAACCUACGAGUUCCGGAGCGACUCAGCUCGGGGCAUCAGGGUCCCCUACCCAGGACGAUCUCCCCAGGAACUUGGCUCCACUUCUCGAGCUCGGGAGGGACUUCGAAACAUUGGCCUUUCCCCACCUGGGAGCAGUAGCAGCACCAGUACCAGUAGCACCUGUCGAGGGGACUCAGCUCGGGAACGAGAACGGGACCGGGACCGGGACCGGGGGACUGGGAGACCGGACGACAAACCUAGCUCCCCAGGGGAUAGCUCUAAGAAACGAGGCCCCAAACCCCGGAAGGACCUUCGGGACCCUUCCCAGCGGACCUCAGGGGAGCCAGGGGACAGUCUUGGGGACUACCUCAAAGGGAGGAAGAUGGAGGAUGCCCCGUCUGGGGCAGGCAAGUUCACAGCUGGGCACAGUGUAAUCCAGCUGGCCCGAAGGCAAGACACAGACCUAGCCUGUACCAUGGCUAGUCCCAGCGGAGGUGAGGCCGGGGGCAAACUGGCUGUGGACACCUACCCACCCCGAGUCAUAAAGCACAGGGCAGAUUUUCUGGAGGCCAAAGGCCAGAGUGGCUUGGACUCUGGAGGCCCUCGAGUCCGACAUGGCUCCGGCAACCCAGGUUCAGUUGGGAGCUUAUAUCGGGACAUGGGGGCCCAAGGGGGUAGGCCCUCCUUGAUUGCCAGGAUCCCUGUAGCCAGAAUCCUUGGGGACCCUGAGGAGGAAUCCUGGAGCCCAUCCUUAACCAACCUGGAGAAAGUGGUGGUCACAGAUGUGACCUCAAACUUUUUGACCGUCACCAUUAAGGAAAGCAACACGGACCAAGGUUUUUUUAAGGAGAAAAGAUGAAUUUCUGGAGGCCAGCCAGAGAGAAAGCAGGAGGGAGUGAGAGACAGAGAGAGAAAGGAAAUUUGGCAGAGUACUUUUUAUUUCUGGAUGGGAUCUAGCCAAAGCAUUGAUCCUUUCCUUUCACACCCCUCCUCUUCCUUCCCCAAUCCAUCCCCAAUAUUGGUUGGAAAGAUUAUCUCUAGAGUUAUAUUUUCUAUUAGAUGUAAAUAUGUUAUUUAAGAAAAUAUCUAAAUAUAUAUAUAUUUCAACUCUUGAAGUUGUUUUAUUUAAAACAAGAGACUCAAAUGUGGAUUAGUUACCACCCAGAAUGGAAUGCCACCCUGAAGACUUACUGAGCUCCAGGCAGGAGGAAACCAACAUACAGACUAAAUGAUGGUUAUACCCAAUUCUGUCCUUUUGACCUUUUUGAUUUGUGAUGUUCUGAUGCUUUGGAGUCACUGUGGACACUGAAAAGGCUGGGAGUUUGGGAGGGAGGGAAAAACCUUGUAAGUAUGUGUACAGAAGUAUUCCUGUAAAGCUGAGGGCUCCUUCCCUAAGACUUGGAUUGUGACUAGAGGUGUUGCUAAUGACAUAAUCCAGGUAGUGUGGCCAGGCUAUCUUCUCAGACAACUAGGUGUGAAGAAGCUAUAUUGAAACCACAGCAAAGCACUUCCCUCUCCCCUUCUUCCACUGACCGGCUAUGGUCAUGGAAGAGCUUUUUCUUCCCCUAAAAAAAACCCAAAACAAUUAGUCUUUAAAAGAAAAGGAUUAAACAUCUAUUAGAGUGAAAAGUAAUAACUUGAAUUACCUUUUUUUUUCCUCCUGCUGAUGAAGGUGAGCUUGGGGAGCAGGGGACAUGUCCAAGGAACAACACUAGAAAUGCACUUUAUAGGAGAUAAAGCAUAUAUGAUGCUCUGUGUGUAUACACUCGCAAAUAUAUAUUAUAUAUACACACACAGUAUGUAUGUAUAAUCUCUCUUUCCCUUGGUUCCUUUCCUUACUCCGUAAAACAACAAACAUAAUGUGUUUACAUUCCCGAAAUGCCAGGAUAAAUUGGGAGAAUUGCCUGUCACUACCCAAGAGUGCGGGACCAUCACUCUUUUGGAAGAAAAGUGUUUUGGGUUUAAACUCCCCCACCCCCUUCUCCGAAUUUAUCCUUGGAGAGAGAGGAGGACCCAACUCCCAGGAAAAGUAUUAUGUCUUUCUUCUCUUUAGGGAUGCGGAAUCGCCCCCGCCCCCCAUUCCCCUCCGGCUUUCAGAGAGAAGUUGCUCUCACCCCACCCCCACCCCCGGCUGAGGCUCCCAUUGCUCGCUCAGCUGGAGCGGGGUGGGGGCGGGGCUGGACGGUGGUGGGGGCGGUUGGGGAGGCUUCGCUUGUUCCGCGCCUCACCUUGCUCUGAACCUCGGGAUGGAACCCCUGCGUUUCGUCUGGACUCAGAGCUGGGGGAGAUUGUAUCUUCGAGGCUCAGACAGGAGGAGGGGAAGAAGGAGAAAUGUAGUGUUUCUAUCCAAGAAUGUGCACCAGAACUUUUACUGUUUUUUUUUCUUAAAAGCAAAAGCUAUAAUUUAUAGGCUUUUUCGAUUCGUGGAGUGUUCUCUAUUUGAACUCUGUAUUCAAACUCGGCCAAGGGGAGGGGGGGAGGGGAGGAGAAGCGGGGUUGAUUUGGAGAACUGCUAGAGAGACGGAGGAGGGAAAUGUGUAUAUACAUACAUACUUACAUGUGUAUGUAUACAUGUAUAAGUAUGUAUCUAUAUCUGCAUGCACGCAUAUAUGCAUAUGUGUGUACAUAUGGGAGUAUACGUGUCUAUAUAUAUAUCUCAAUAUAGGCAUAUUUCAGAACUAACUGCGGCUCAGAGUCUUUAGAUAUUCGGUCAUCUCUGUUGGUUUAAAAGCACAAACCUGUCCCACAAUCAGUGAAACAGCGAAUACCGACCCCAACCUCUCGUUCCCUUCCGGUCUGUGUCCUGUGCUUCCAGGACCAGCGAAGCCCAGAAAUUGAGGGCUUUUUCUUUGGGGAACUUGGGGGCCCGGGCCGGGGUUGCGUGCCAGACCGAAGCACAGAUUCAGGACUAGCCUGAAGUCAGAGAGGCUGGGAUGGGGCGGAGAGUGGGGGAUGGCUCCUGAGAUGGGGCGAGUGCGGAGAUCCUCUCUAGUCUCUUCCUCUUCCAUCACUUGACCCCCUCCCCGUCCCCCACCUCUAGGCUCUCCUCUCUCCUCUAGACUUUCCGACCCUUGAAGGACAAAAGGGAAGACAAAAGUAAUAGAUGCAGUUUUGUUGUUUCGAGUUGAAAAUUGCAAAUUGCGCCUGUACAGAGGAGCCCCCCGAAUGGGCUUUUUUACCUGAUCAUAUUUGUAAAAUUGGUCUUUGAAACUUAGUUUGUAUAAAGAACCGAAGUGAGCAAGUGUAUCUUCUUAAAUGUCGAUGCUAUUUUUAGCUGAAACAAAACAAGGGACAUGUAUGUUACCAUGUGUAUGAUAACUCGGAGAUGCGUUGAGGUUAUCUGAUUGCCCCUUCCUCUUCUUCCCUUUCCCUUUUCCCCAUCCCUUUUUCUUUUCCUCUUCCCUUUCCCCUUUCACUUCCUCCCUUCCUCCCUUCCUCAGAGCCCGAGUUUCUCAUUCCCUGUACCCUUCAUCACGCAAACCGGGUUCAGACAUACCAGUGAUUCAAGCCCUUCUGUCAGGCGUCUGUGUGUGCGUGUGUAUGUGUGUCCAGUUCACACCGCUGUACUGCGAUCCAGAUCAGGGG